Messenger RNA from Aaosphaeria arxii CBS 175.79, 2172 nucleotides. RefSeq names its product MFS general substrate transporter. Gene Ontology annotation, molecular function: transmembrane transporter activity. Gene Ontology annotation, biological process: transmembrane transport. The record is from RefSeq and is a predicted model, not a curated record. The transcript has 5 exons. NCBI's taxonomy places the organism in Eukaryota, Fungi, Ascomycota, Dothideomycetes, Pleosporales. Bases 320 to 2062 code for a protein of 580 amino acids.
GUGGGUCGAAAAUCGAAGCUAGCCUAGUUUGCCGCCUUAAACGAACCAAUCAACACAAGUUUCAGCCAUGAUCCAGUCGUGUAUGCACAUCCUUCUCCCAAACGAGUAAACUUUGUUGCGGAUAUGAGAGCAGUUUUUGGGACCGCGACCUCGGAUAUGCUAAUUAGUCUCGUAGCAGCGGGGUCAAUGAAUCGUCAUUCCUUAUCACAGAUGAAUUAUAAACUGCUAGUUUCUAACCUCAAUUUCGACAAAAGCCUUUUUGCUCCCUUUUUUACAUUCGUUCAAAGUCUCUACGUCGUGGGACGAGGCAUGAUCCAACAUGUCGAACCUCGAAAAGACCUUUUCGCGUGAGCAAUCGCGACUUGGCAAUGAUAAUGAACUCCGAGCCGUUACUACGCCACAUAGUGAAAUUGUUCGAACUGUGACUCAAGAGAGAUCUUCCCGUCUUCCGCGGAUAAAAAGCGAGGCAGAUGAUAUUGAUGCGCAAAUCGACUUUGAGAAAGACGAAGAAUACAACGCCGAUUCCCCGGAUUCGGAGACUUCCCCAACAGGACAAGAUGGAGAAGAGAAUGCGUCUCAUCGAAUUAUAAUUCGAUUUGAUGAUGACGAUCCUGAGCAACCCAACAAUUGGAGUAAUAAGCGAAAGAUUUACGCCAUCUUCGUGGCUAUAAUGAUGGUCAUGAAUUCAACAAUAUCAAGUUCCCUUGCCGCAGGUGCAACCAAGCCAAUCUCGAAGAAAUUCGGAGUAACUGACGAAACACGCCUCAUUCUCCCAACAUCCAUCUUUCUCGUUGGAUAUACCUGCGGACCUUUGGUAUGGGGACCAUUAUCGGAAUCAUUUGGCAGGAAAUGGCCCAUGAUCGCCUCGUUUGCCAUGUUCACAAUAUUCUCAAUCGCAUCUGCAGUAUCACCGAAUUUUGCAUCCCUGGUAGUCUUCCGUUGGCUCGUCGGAGUGGGAGGGAGCUGUUCUCUCAGCGUUGUUGGUGGUAUCUGCGCCGAUGUUUACCAUGACCCAGUCAGCCGUGGUAGGAGUAUGGCCUAUUUCAUGGCGGCUACCACAUUUGGUCCUAUCAUGGGCCCCCCAAUAUCCGGUUACAUCUCAACCGUUUCCUGGAGCUGGACCUUCUGGAUUGGAGCAAUCAUCGCUGGCGCUACCUGGCCGCUCAUUUUGGUUUUCCCCGAGACAUAUGCACCCGCCAUAUUAAAGCAACGUGCCCGGAAGCUAAGGAAGGAGUCUGGAAACAUGGAUAUCAUCGCACCCAUAGAACUGGAGAAAACCGACAUAGGCCACAUCAUCACGGUAGUACUUACGCGGCCUUUCCGCAUGAUACUUACCGAGCCUCUGGUAUACUGCACUUGCCUGUACCUAAGUUACGCCUACGCAAUCUUCUACAUUUUCUUCCAAUCAUACCCGAUAAUCUUCCAAGGCAUCUACGGCUUCAGCGCCGGAGAAUCGGGCCUCACGUUCCUCCCCAUCGGCGUCGGCGCCGUCCUGGCCGCCGGCAUCUACCUAGCCUGGGACCACAUCCUCCUACGCGCGCAACGCACCCACAAACCGUGGGCCCAGUCCGAAGAGAUGCGGCGCCUCCCCCUCGCCGCCAUCGCCGGCCCAUGGUUCGUCUGCAGCCUCUUCUGGAUGGGCUGGUCCUCCCGCGACGACAUCCACUGGAUCGUGCCCACGCUCGCGGGAAUCCCCUUCGGAAUAGGGUAUCUGUGUCUCUUCAUGGCACUGCUCAACUACCUCGUCGACGCGUACGAGAUCUUCGCUGCGUCUGCGAUGGCGGCGGCCUCGUUCACGCGCUCGACGUUCGGCGCUGUGCUGCCGUUCGCCGCGAAGCCGAUGUACAGGAAGCUCGGCGUGCCGUGGGCGUGUAGUCUGCUGGGCUUCUUGAGCGUCGCGCUGUGCGCUAUCCCGUUUGUGUUUUUGAAGUUCGGUCCGCAGAUCAGGGCGAGGUCGAAGUUUUGCCAGUAUUUGGCGCAGAAGAAGGCGGAGGAGAUGGAGGAGGCGCAGAGGAGGAGGGGGAGUAAGGCGCCGAUGGAGGUUGUGAGGGAGUCGGCAUAGAGUUGUUUCGUUGCGUCUGCAUAUUGCAUCUGCAUGAGAAGAUGAGAAAUAAAAGCAUAUCGGAGCAUGGCGUUUGGCAUUGAUCAAAAGGACAAAGGUAUUUCUUUGUG